AUGCACAAAACAAUGUGGAAGGAGGAGGAGAAGUGUAAUAUGAAAGAUUAUUUGAAAGUUUCUGUAGUUAGUCUUUGUUCAGAACCUCACUCGGAACAAAUAAAAAUGAUAAAUGGGGUUGUAGCUAUCUUUAUUAAUGUGAGACAGAGACAUAGAAAGGGAAGGACACCUGAAAUUAAACCACUGGCAACUGAAAAGAAAUCCUUUGAAGGAGAGCAGUCAAGACCUGCAGUUGUACGGAAGGAUCAGUUCGAUAACUUGGACAAGCAUACGCAGUGGGGCAUUGACUUCUUGGAGAAAUAUGCAAAAUUUGUGAAAGAAAGGAUAGAAAUUGAGCAAAACUAUGCAAAACAACUGAGGAAUCUCGUUAAGAAGUACUGUCCUAAACGUUCACCAAAGGAUGAGGAACCCAGGUUUACUUCGUGUAUUGCCUUUUUUAACAUCCUGAAUGAGUUGAAUGACUACGCAGGACAACGAGAAGUAGUUGCAGAAGAAAUGGGACACAGAGUGUAUGGAGAAUUGAUGAGAUAUUCUCAUGAUCUAAAAACUGAGAGAAAAAUGCAUCUUCAGGAAGGGCGAAAGGCUCAGCAGUAUCUGGACAUGUGCUGGAAACAGAUGGAUAAUAGCAAAAAGAAAUUUGAGAGAGAAUGCAGAGAGGCAGAGAAGGCACAGCAAAGCUAUGAACGACUGGACAAUGACACUAAUGCGACAAAGGCUGAUGUUGAGAAGGCCAAGCAACAAUUAAACCUGCGCACACAUAUGGCUGAUGAAAACAAAAAUGAAUAUGCUGCACAACUACAGAACUUUAAUGGGGAACAGCACAAACACUACUACAUUGUCAUUCCUCAGAUUUAUAAGCAACUUCAAGAAAUGGAUGAAAGAAGGACUAUCAAGCUUAGUGAAUGUUACAAAGGCUUUGCUGACUCUGAGCGCAAAGUUAUUCCAAUAAUCUCUAAGUGUUUAGAAGGGAUGAUCCUUGCAGCAAAGUCAGUCGAUGAACACAGAGACUCUCAACUAGUGAUAGACUGCUUCAAAUCUGGUUUUGAACCUCCUGGAGAUUUUCCAUUUGAAGAUUACAGUCAGAAUAUUUACAGAACUAUCUCUGAUGGAACCAUCAGUACACCAAAGCAGGAAGGAAUGAGAAUUGAUUCAAAAACUACAGUCGGCAAGGCUAAAGGAAAGCUGUGGCUGUUUGGAAAGAAACCAAAGGGCCCUGCACUAGAAGACUUCAGCCAUCUCCCUCCAGAACAAAGACGCAAGAAACUGCAACAGAGGAUUGAUGAACUGAACAGAGAGCUACAGAAGGAAACAGACCAAAAAGAUGCCCUCAUCAAAAUGAAGGAUGUUUAUGAGAAAAAUCCCCAAAUGGGUGAUCCAAGCAGUUUGCAACCAAAAUUAACUGAGACCAUGAGCAACAUGGACCGUCUUCGGAUGGAAAUACAUAAAAAUGAGGCCUGGCUUUCUGAAGUUGAAGGUAAAGUGGCAGCCAGAAGCGACAGGCGGCACAGCAGCGAUAUCAACCACCUUGUAACACAGGGCCGAGAGAGCCCUGAAGGGAGCUACACGGAUGAUGCAAAUCAGGAAGUUCGCAGUCCACCACAGCAACACACUCAUCCAAAUGAGUUUGAUGAUGAGUUUGAAGAUGAUGAUCCAUUACCAGCUAUAGGACAUUGCAAGGCUAUAUAUCCAUUUGAUGGUCAUAAUGAAGGCACUCUAGCAAUGAAAGAAGGGGAAAUCUUGUACAUUAUUGAGGAGGACAAAGGAGAUGGGUGGACAAGAGCUCGAAGACAUAAUGGAGAGGAAGGCUAUGUGCCAACAUCAUAUAUAGAUGUAACGCUAGAGAAAAACAGCAAAGGUGCAGUAACCUAUAUCUAACAGUAAACUGGCAGCUUUCAGUUGUACAUUCUCCAGGGAAAAUAGUGGAAAAAUAAGAAGUUAUGCAGGUUCAUGGAAAGAAUUACAGAAGUCAGCAAUGAUCUGUUGUUUGCAUUGGAAGUUUGCUAUAGUUCUUUUCAGAGAUAACCACAGUAAAUUAUGCAUCUUACACUGGUCUGUAAUUUUGACCAAUGUCUUCUGCUUUGUUUAACUGAUCUAGAGUUCUUGCUUUACAAAGCACUAAAUCCAGUUCAGCUAUGGAUUGGACCAGGAUUCCUGCUUGUUCUGUAGAAUACUUUGUUUUUAUAGAGAACUGAAAAAAUACUUAAGUUUUAAAGAUUUCUAAGAUUUACUGUUCCCACUUUUAUAGCUUAAAUUAUAUGAUUAAAACAGAGGGCUUUUUCCUCUAAUAACUAACUGAACUCAGUUACUGAAAGUUAUUAAUUUCCUUCCUUAGCGAAUACUUGGCAGCUUUCACUUCUUAAACAGGAAAAUGUUUUCUGAUUCUGAAAGUUCAAAAAAAUACUCAGGAAAAAACAUUACGAUUAAGAAGGACAGAAAGUUCGCUGACCUGCCUGUCUCCUUCCUUUUCAGUACUUGUAAUGUAGAAUGUUCUGUAUUGGACACAACUUCAUUGUUUUAACUCUAGAUACCUUGAACAAACAAAAAGAGACCACAUGUAAUGCUUGAUGUCUUACUGAAACCUCUCUCUGCUCCUGAUAAGGGAAUGAUUUUAUAUUCUUAAUCUGUGCCUGUAAACUAACUCUCUUGAAUUGUAUUGUGUUUAGUUUGAAAUCAAGGUCUUAAAUGUACAGUAAUUCUCCUCAUUGUUAAAUCACUGAGGAUUGGAAAAUGCAUUGCACUACUUGAUUACUAUGAAAAAAAAACUUAUCUAAAAACUGUAACUCGUAUUUCUACUGAGAGUUUGUGGAAUUAAGUACAAGGCUGAUGUGUAGCCACUGAGAAUGGCCUGUUAGAACUGAGCACGCUUCUCUUAUCUUCUAAAGGCCUUCAGUAACUUUGUUCUUUUCUUUUUCCUCUUGGACUGCAGGUUCCUGAAGCGGGUUUCUGAGAAAAUGGGCGAGAUCUUGAAGGAGGUUACAUGCAGCUGCUGGGGGGGAGGGGGUGGGGAGGGGAGGGGUACUAGACUGGGAGGCCCAAGGGUAAAAGCUAGUUGCAUGAAUGCAUGCAGACAUACAUUUAGUCACUAACAUCUUAGCAUCUCCAUAUAUAGGUAAGGAUGUAUUACACAAUCUUGAAUUUGUGCAGGAAAAUAGAGUUCCAUUACCAGAGUAAAAAGGCUACUGCUCCUAAAAUUGCUUUAUUUUCAUUGUUCUAGGUUGUUCCAGGUGCACAAACUAUAUUUUAGCUUGUGCAAUGUUUUGAUUUCUCAAUUAUGCUCUUUUCCAACUCAUUUUAAUUGGCAGUCACUUAGAACCAUGUCAGUUAUCAGUCUGCCUGUGCCACCUCCAUGCUCGCUGUUAACCUCCUCCUGCAUGCCUAGGACAGGCAUGUUCUGUGUAACACUUUGCCAUCAGUGCUUGUCUUAUUUUGUAACAAAUCAUUUUCUUUAAAUAUCUUCGGCACUAGAGUUUCAUCCCAGUAUCCAUGUAUGCUGCUAUAACAAUACCACUGCAACCAUCAUUACAUUCCAGAUUUUUGGCAUAACUGAUAAGAGACCGUAAUGUGUUUUCUUAAUUUGGGGAACUAAUACAUCUCAGCUCUAGCCUACAAUGCAAUCAAGAGAAACUCCUAGACCUGUGGUCCCUCUUCAGCCCUUCAGUAACCUGUUGUGAGCACUGAAAACCUGGAACACAACCAGAGGAUUCACCACUGCGAGCUAAUGACUGUUUUCAGAAGUCAACCACUUGCCAUUCAAAAGCUGCCUUAAACUAGAGUGCCUAAAAUCUGCUGUUUGCCAACACUACCACUUACAGUAUCCCACAAGGGCUUUGUGUCUCAGCUCUUUCCACAGUGCUGCAGCUGCUGAGGUAGCCACGGUAGGUGUUUUCUAGAGCUCUACUUUACUGGAUACAUGGUGCAUCGUGAAUUUUAUACAUUGAAAUGUGUAUCUCAUUACUUUUAUACAUUGAAAUGUGUAUCUCUUCAUUUGACUUUUAAUAUUUUUUUAAAAGAUUUUUAUGGAAACUGUCUCUUAGUUUUUCACUAUGAAGUUCCAAGUUUAAUUACUGCAGUGCUAGUCCAUUUCCAGGUGAUGCUUCAUUGUAUGGACCAGUUGAAAUUUGAGUGAUACUUUGUUAAUGAUCUAUGUGCACUUUUACUUGUAAACAAUUGAAAUUUGGAUAUGUUUAUACGUGUAAAUAUAGUUGUCUGCAGUGCCCCUAUUGCUUAUGUUGUCUUGCCUCCCAUUUGUGGUUCUAUUAAUACAUACGUCAUAUCUGAUUGAUUAAGGUGAUAAGAAUUAGACUAGAGAUGUUGGGGGGAGGGAUACUUGUAUCAAAGAAAGCUUGUCAACCCAGCCACCUGCUGUUCAGCAGCAUAUUAUAAAAUAAUAAUUAAAACAUCCUCUUUUUCUGGCGUCUGAAGCAAUAUUUGGAUGCAGCAGUGCUGGAUUCUGUUUCAUUUCAGUGUUAUUAGAAACUGUACUACCAGUAAAACUGAAUUUGAGUGACUUGUGUAGAGGUUUAUUCCUUUUGUUACGUAUACCACUAUUACACAGCUUGACCUAGUGUACUAUGGGGCCUAUUAAACUCUAAAGUUUAGAUUUUUGGAGCUUGUAUACAGGGUUAUUUAUAUAAUAAUGUGACAUUACUCAAUACUGACAAAACUACUUAGGUAGUUUUUUGGCUUUGGGGUUUUUGGGGGGUUUGUUGGGCUUGGGGUUGGGUUUUUUGUUUGUUUUUCUUUUUUUUUUUUUAAUCUAGUGCUUUUUUUAUUUUAAAGUUAGAGAAAAACGGGAUGAUCCUUGUGGGUCCCUUCCAACUCAGAAUAUUCUGUGAUUCUGUAAUUCUGUGAAAAGGAAGAAAUGUGAUCUGUGUAUUUUCUGCUAAAGGGCCUGUGGUCUGCCUGGCUAACAGCCUUGCAGGUCAGUAGUAACGCUGCCUGGUAAAGGACUAAAUGCUCUCUUCACGCUACUGUUUGUUUUUCUAAAACCAGGAUUUGCUUCCUUUGGAGGCAGGUUGCUUUCAAGAUGGAUAGUGCAACUUGUAUGGGGGUUAUUAAACAUAGGAAAAAACAUUUGUACUUGCACAGCUAGUUAUAAAUCACUUAUUCUAAAAUUCUGAAUGUGAGUUGUCUUAAAGCAUCUGACAUUUUCCAGUAAUUUUUUAAUCCUUUUUUGUGCACAUGUUGAUUUCCUAAAUGUUAAAUGCUUUGUUUAAAAAUAGUGUUCUCUGUUGAGAAUAUUUUCAUGGAAUAAAAAAAUCUUUUCAUGGUCUAAGUAA
This is a messenger RNA of Manacus vitellinus (golden-collared manakin), 5279 nucleotides long. RefSeq names its product formin binding protein 1 like (gene FNBP1L). The record is from RefSeq and is a predicted model, not a curated record. The transcript is spliced from 16 exons. Gene Ontology annotation, biological process: signal transduction. Lineage: Eukaryota; Metazoa; Chordata; Aves; Passeriformes; Pipridae. The coding region runs from base 1 to 1875 and encodes 624 amino acids. Gene Ontology annotation, molecular function: protein binding.